Messenger RNA from Vigna umbellata (rice bean), 1102 nucleotides. The record is from RefSeq and is a predicted model, not a curated record. NCBI's taxonomy places the organism in Eukaryota, Viridiplantae, Streptophyta, Magnoliopsida, Fabales, Fabaceae.
AAAGAUGGUGCUAAAAGAAAUGUUAAUGACUAUAACAACCUAAAAACUAAUGGAGUUUGUGAUAACAAAAGAAAUAGUCAUACAGACAAAAGCAAUUUCUACAACGAAGAACUCAACAAAAAUAACAUUGAAAGAAAAGACAAUAUCAACAAUUUCAACGACUACAAGAUUGAAAGCAAUCUUAAUAGCAAUUCCAACAACAUUAACAACAAUAUUAAUUCUAAGGGCAAUGGAAAGGGAUCUAACGAUCGUAAUAGUGUUUACGAUAUUGGGAAUGUCAUUUGCAAUAAUGAUAGUGUUAAAAGAGGUAACAAUUAUAAUGACGAGAACACUCAUGAUAGUUUUAAGAGAGGUGACAAUGAUGACAACAAUCUCAACCUUUUUGGAAAUGCCUACCCAAUGAAUGAUGGUACUAAAACAAAGGUUAAUGACUAUAAAAGCCUAAAAAGGAAUGGUGUUUAUGGCAACAAAAGUAAUACUCACACUGAUAAAAGCAAUUCCUACAAUGAUGAUCUCAACAAUAAUAGCACUGAAAGAAAAGACAAUAGAAACAAUUUUGACGACUACAAGAUCGAAAGCAAUCCCAAUAGUAAUUCCAAGAACAUGAACAACAAUGUUAAUUCUAAGGGAAAUAGAGAGGGAUACAACAAUUGUAAUAACGUUUAUGACAAUGGGAAUGUCAUUUGCAAUAAUGAUGGUGUUCAGAAAGGUAGUAAUUAUAAUGACAGGGAUAAUUAUGCUAGUUCAAUGAAAGGUGACAACAAUGACAACAACUAUGGCAACGCCAUCGUCAAGAAUGAUGGUGCUAAAGGAAAUGUUAGUGACUAUAACAACCUAAAAAAUAAUGGUGUUUGUAGCAGCAAAAGUAAUAGUCACACUAAAAGUAAUUCCUUCAUGGUUGAAUUCAAUAAUAAUAAUACUGAAAAAUAUGACAAUUGCAAAAAUUUCAGUCACUACAAGAUUCAUAGCAAUCUCAAUAACAAUUCAAACAACAACAACAACAAAAAAGUUAAUUCUAAGGGCAACGGAAAGGAAAACACCAACAACAAUAGUGUUUAUGAGAAUGAGAAUGUCAUUGGCAAUAAUGAUGAUGCUAAAAGAG